AUUUUCCGACCCGGACAAUGAUAAGCUCUUCAAGGAUAUUGUGGCUCUCAAAAGCAGCGACCCAAAUCUCAAAAUCCUCAUUUCAUUUGGCGGGCCUGGCCCUGCUAGCAGGAUCCUUGCGCGUAUCGCCAGUUCAUCGUCAACCCGCAACAAUUUUGUCAAAAGUGCUCUCAAUUUUAUCAAGAAAUACAAUUUCGACGGGAUAGAUCUGGACUGGGAAUAUCCACUUGGAGCCGCUAGCAAUCACGCAGCCCUUUCUAAAGUUUGUUUUAAUUA
Gongylonema pulchrum is the source of this 276-nucleotide messenger RNA. The record is from the annotation of a GenBank genome assembly. NCBI's taxonomy places the organism in Eukaryota, Metazoa, Nematoda, Chromadorea, Rhabditida, Gongylonematidae.